Cladophialophora immunda is the source of this 4415-nucleotide messenger RNA. RefSeq lists its product as uncharacterized. The coding region runs from base 417 to 4094 and encodes 1225 amino acids. NCBI's taxonomy places the organism in Eukaryota, Fungi, Ascomycota, Eurotiomycetes, Chaetothyriales, Herpotrichiellaceae. The transcript has a single exon. The record is from RefSeq and is a predicted model, not a curated record.
CCUUGGUUCUUGGUUCUGCAUUCUCUUACCCCUCUACAGCCUCAUCUUCGUUCUCACUUCCAGCCUCAUUCUUCUUUCUUUGUCCUCGCUGUGUUAUUGACGUCCUUCUGCUCCCUCCGAACUUCCAUCUUGAUCUAUACAAGGCUCCCAGACGCUGUAUGAAGACCUCUGUACCACCAGCACAUCGCCUUUCCUGCCUUUCUGGCACUCACCUUCAACUAACUGUGUUAACACUUGGAAAUCUUUCUGCAAGGCAACUAGGCGAAGUCGUUGAUGGAUGAGCACUAUAUCACGGCCUUGUGAACGACCUUGUAACCCCUUGCAUUCUACAACGGCGCUUACAUAUCGUCGCAUCCGCCCAGCAGCCAGCGCGCCACGACUGUAUCUACAGGCAUGCCGCUUUGACUCCAGAAACAAUGGUCCUUCCUACAUCCAGCGCAGUACAAACAAAUGGGGGUCAUGAUGUUGCUGGGAAUCCACCAGGAGCCUCUCACUCGUCCCCAAUUCAACCUUCCUCCAACGAUAACGCUGCUGCGGCGACCUUUGGCAAGCGGCCGCUAUCACCUUACCAAAUAAUUGAGGAUCAAGAUCUUGCUCGAGCCGUUGAACUUUCACUUCAGAAUCAGGCUCAAGUAAAGCAGGAACCAGAUACCCAAGGGGGUUCAUCUCACCGUCACUCGUCAUCGUCGUCAGCAUCAUCAUCAUCAUCAUCUUGCGAGCCAUCGGUUUCCCUGGUCUUGAGUCUGAACAAUGAGUUCACCCCCCUCGUCGACAAGAUGGGCGAUACAGCUAUCUAUUUUGGCCCUCCCCCUCAAAUGCCGGAGCAAAACGACAAAGACUAUCACUAUAUCAAACAACAUUUUGAUCGCGUCCAUGUGGUCAAAAGCUCAAAUCUUAGGCUCAUGGGUGACGAGUCCAGGUUUACCGACAGAGAUCUUCUGAACUCGACAAAGUCAUUUCGUGCCGAGAGAAAGCUAAGGAAGCUCGGGGUUUUGAGCAGCGUAGAGGCUGCACAUGGAGGGAAGUUCAAGUACUACAUUGACCUCCGCCCACCCAACGAAGACGACGAAGCUGUCAUUCUCAUCACCGAUCUGACUUGUACGCGCGGUGUGCUCACUUGGCACCUGGCAAUGAAGAAGUACGAUCUGUCUCCUCUUGCCGUACUAGGUCACGACGAAUUCGGCGUCCAGCCUCAUGUUGAUAUGCUGGUAAACCCGGCGAUUUCUUCGCAGAACACCGAAGAUGCAGCCGCAAGCCCUUCCAAAACGGCGAAGCCACGUUCGAAGAGUGGCUCUUCGAACGAAAAGCCUGCGCCUCUAGCCUCAGCACCACAGAUUUCCCCAGAAUACUCUCCGCUUCGGCACUGGUCCGCCCUCGAACGAGUGCUCCAGGCCAUUCAAGGGAACGACCCGAAGCUGGACUCUGCCCCUAAGCUCUGGACGUUCUUCGCCGUUGCUCGAUACUUUGGCUGUGCUAUUCACGAGCGUAUCUCAGGGUGGAUCAUGACUUGGCUUCAUGCGGGCAACAACAGCAACUUCAUCCAAAACAACCCUGAAGUGGCAUACCGUAUCGCAAUGGGCAUCAAAUCUGUGGAGCUCAUCAGAGACUCCUUUUCCAUCCUCGUCGGCGAGAGGGCACUUAUUGAAGCCUGCGGUGAGUUCAACCCGGAGAUUCUAACCCUUCGCCGUCAGAGCGUACAUGGCCGAAAGCUAGAGCUUCUCGACGAUGAUGAGCGCAAUCGAAUCGACCACGCUGCUUCAUCUUUCGUGAAGCGGAUUCGCGAGGCCAUCUGCAGUAUGUGUCAAGACAUGGACUUUCUUCACGAGAGUGCAGUCUAUGCAAUACUUGACAAUGCUGUCGGACAAACACGGAGGGCAGUGGAGGCGCUGAAAUCGACCAAGACGACUGUGAAGGAGUACGUCAGAUCGAGAAUCUACUAUGUGCUGUGCCAGGAUCAAGGAUGUCUCCGAAAUUUGGAGCCGGAGCCAAAAUCAACCCUCCCUUUUCGAUCAGCUUCUAUUGAGGACUAUGGCACGGUCUAUAGGUCUCUCAACCAAAAAAUGAGACAUUUCACCAAGACCUUCUGGUUGGCGUUGCAGCAUACACGAUUUGACGAGGGCACUCACAGCACAUCCCAUGAAGGCACGAUUGGCUGGGAAACCACCACUCCGUACCACGAAGCUCUUCAUGGGCUCUACAGGAAUGACCCCCUCAACGGAAUUAGUCGAGUCCCGCGGGCCACUUUGGAGCGUAAGAUUAACAUCAUCAAUCAGAUGUUUCAUAGGGGAGAGGUCAUCCAUGGUAAGCGCUCCCCAAAGCGCCGCAAAACUUGCGAUUCCGACGACUUUUCCCACCGUUUCGGGAAUACAGAGAAUCCGAUAUCCUCCUCCAGUGUACUUAUGCCCAUUACUCCUUCCUGGAGAGCUGCUCCACCCGAGCCAGCGCCGACAAUACCUGCUCCUCGCCCUGAGCCGCCCGCUUUCGCACUGAGACCCAAGCCAACGAGUGAAGAAAGUCACUCACAACAGACAAAUAACAACGGAGCCUGGAGCUUCCAUGGGAAGCAAAAUGAGAUUCCUAUGCGUCCAAAGCGAGCCGCACCAGACAACGCACGCAUGAAUGGUACUCCCGAACCUCGAUGCGAACCAGAUACCUUGGUCGAAACCCACAUACCAGAAGAGUCGAUGGCACCGCUGCAGAGCAAUUUGACCCCGGCGAUUCCACCACCAGCAGCAGCAGCAGAAGAUGUCUCUGCCUCCUCAGCUUCAAACAAAUUCUUCAACCCGUAUACUGGCAAGUAUGAAGGACAGGAUAUCCAAGAACAGAUGUGGGACAAUCAAGCUGCUCCUUACUCUCCUCGAAGCGGUAAACGGGUCAAACAAUACUUCUCCAACAGCAAUACCGACACCGAAGUGACUAUGCCUUUACCCCCCAGCUACCGUUUUCCGAUCAAUCCAGCAGCAUUGCUCAACGACGUCACCGCGGCAAUCGAAAAAAUUUGUUCAGGUAACCUCUACCCACCUCAUCUGUUCCACCAGACCAGUCUAUUGCCUACGGACCUUUACGACAAUCUUCUCUGUCUCACCGCCAACGAAUUCCGCUAUCUACCACUCUGGGUUCCUGACGGCAACGAUGACGAAACCGGAGGGGUGUUUGAGGAAGUGCACGUUCCGAAUCUCGACCCUAUACGGACCAGCAUUGAGAGCUUUGGGCCGGGACGGAUUAAACGAGGAUUCGAUCAAGCGGACACUGAUGUGGGCAGUGAUAUCGACGAGAUCACGAGUUCCCAGGCGAUCAGUACCGUGGGCAAGGCCAGUAAGCUCGCCACGGACGGGACCCGCACGGUGAAGAGUGUAUCCAGUGCCAGUACCGUCAACGUCAAACGAGAGACUGAAUCUGCGGACCUAGAAGAUCCGGUAGUCGUGGAUCAUGGUGUUGUCCACAUGGGUCAAGCUCCGCCAGGAAUGGACGAUGAGGGUGACACGGACAUGCUGAAUAUCGACGAGCUCGACGACGACAAUGUUGGUUGCGAUGAUGAUGAUGAUGAUGAUGAUGAUGACGACGACGACGAUGUCGGCGGCGCAUUCGAGGAUGGAGACUCAGAUAUCAGCGAUGGUUUCAACCACUGGGACGACAAUCGGGCGGAAGAAUCGCCAACGACCCAAAUCAACAUGGGCGAUGAGUGUCGAAGCAACGACACCAACCCGGACUUCGAGGCAAUGCCAACCGCCGCCGACACUGAUGAUGAUGAUGGGUACACGAGCAAGGACAGCGGGAAAGGAAAAGGCAAAGCCAAAGCCCAGAAUUUCCCGCACGGAUUCGACCUCCCAGAUCUGCCAGAUCUCCCGGUCCGCGACCCGACCGCCGCCGCCGCCGGGACGGAGGGAGUCCUCCACCUUCACUCCCACCACCAAGAUCACCAGCGUCCGCAUCCUCAUCCGCAUCCGCAUUCUCACGGCACUCGUUCUGGUCCUGGUCCGCAUCGCGAUCACGCCUCGAGUUCCAGCUCGGUCGUCUUGAUCGACAUGGGCGACGACGACCACCACAACCACAACCACGACGAAGAGGGUGACGAUGGUUUCGAAUUGGUAUGACAUACAUGAUAUGGGGCGGCCUCAAAAUCAUGGGUGUCCAACGCAACUGUGGAAACUUCCGCCUCGGAUCUGCACUUGCACACACGGCAGGAAAAUGGCAGGGAGGCGGGGACAAUGGAGGUAAUAUUCUGUUCAACAAAAAGAAAAAGUAGGGUGGGACGGGCCUGUAGUUCGGGAUAUCCAAAAGGGAGUGUGUAUCGGGAACGAGUUGCACAGCGUCGAGCCGGCAACAGCGAACAGUUCAUGGGACGAGAGCUAAUCGCACUUAUAACGACUGAUCAUGACUGGAAUUUUGCAAAAAGAGAAAAGGUUAAGAAAAAG